Molecule: messenger RNA, 2502 nt
Organism: Erythranthe guttata (spotted monkey flower)
Lineage: Eukaryota; Viridiplantae; Streptophyta; Magnoliopsida; Lamiales; Phrymaceae
Gene: MRE11
Product: DNA repair and meiosis protein (Mre11)
Biological process (GO): telomere maintenance; double-strand break repair via homologous recombination; mitochondrial double-strand break repair via homologous recombination
Cellular component (GO): Mre11 complex; nucleus; site of double-strand break
Molecular function (GO): single-stranded DNA endonuclease activity; 3'-5'-DNA exonuclease activity; manganese ion binding
Source: RefSeq, a predicted model, not a curated record
GUCCUUUCCCUUUCAUCAUAAGUGGCGAAAUUCUCAUAAACACACGAUAUGUCUGCAAGGGAAGAUAAAGGUGACAUGCUUCGGAUAUUAGUAGCUACGGAUUGUCAUCUUGGUUAUAUGGAGAAGGAUGAAGUUCGCCGGCACGAUUCGUUUCAGGCAUUUGAAGAGAUUUGCUCGAUUGCCGAGCAAAAGAAGGUGGAUUUCGUCCUUCUUGGAGGCGAUUUAUUUCAUGAGAAUAAGCCUUCAAGGUCAACCUUAGUCAAAGCCAUUGAGAUACUGCGCCGCCACUGUCUGAAUGAUAAGCCAGUGCAAUUCCAAGUUGUCAGCGACCAAAUAGUGAACUUUGCCAACUCCUUUGGCCAUGUAAAUUAUGAAGAUCCUCAUUUCAAUGUGGGGCUGCCAGUUUUCAGCAUCCAUGGAAAUCACGACGAUCCUGCUGGAGUGGACAAUCUUUCUGCUGUUGAUAUCCUUUCAGCGUGUAAUCUUGUCAACUAUUUUGGAAAAAUGGUUCUGGAAGGUUCUGGUGUUGGGCAGAUCACUCUCUACCCAAUUCUUAUAAAGAAGGGAUCAACAUCAGUGGCUCUUUAUGGCCUUGGGAAUAUCAGAGAUGAACGCCUGAAUCGAAUGUUUCAGACUCCUCAUGCGGUCCAGUGGAUGCGACCCGAAGCCCAGGAAGGUUGUCAAGUUUCGGACUGGUUCAAUAUACUAACACUUCACCAGAAUAGAGUGAAGACGAAUCCCAAAAAUGCAAUUAAUGAACAUUUUCUGCCUCGAUUUCUCGACUUCGUUGUCUGGGGGCAUGAGCAUGAAUGCCUUGUCGAUCCUCAGGAAGUUCCAGGCAUGGGUUUUCAUAUUACUCAACCUGGUUCAUCUGUUGCAACGUCACUGAUUGACGGUGAAUCAAAGCCAAAACAUGUACUCCUUUUAGAGAUUAAGGGUAAUCAGUAUCGGCCGACAAAAAUACCUCUUGAGUCAGUGAGGCCUUUUGAAUAUGUGGAGGUAGUGCUAAAGGAUGAACCUGAUAUAGACCAUAAUGAUCAGAAUUCCAUUCUUGAACAUUUGGACAAAGUGGUUAGAAAUUUGAUAGAAAGGGCCAAGCAAAAGGCUAUCAAGAAUUCAGAGCUCAAGCUUCCUUUAGUUCGCAUCAAGGUGGAUUAUUCUGGGUUUAUGACAAUAAACCCGCAAAGGUUCGGGCAAAAAUAUGUGGGGAAGGUCGCGAAUCCCCAGGAUAUUCUUAUAUUUUCUAAAGCAUCUAACAAACAUAGCAGUGGAGGUAAAAUUGAUGACAGUGAACGCCUCCGACCAGAAGAAUUGAAUCAGGCAAACAUAGAAGCUUUAGUUGCUGAAAGUAAUCUGAAGAUGGAGAUACUCCCCGUCAAUGAUUUGGAUGUUGCACUACACAAUUUUGUCAAUAAGGAUGACAAGAUGGCAUUCUAUUCCUGUCUGCAAUACAACCUCGAAGAAACUCGCAGUAAAAUUGCACAGGAUUCGGAUGUUCAAAAGUUUGAAGAAGAAGACAUUAUCGUCAAAGUUGGAGAGUGCUUAGAGGAGCGUGUCAAAGAAAGAACCUUGAAGCCGAAUGAUGCUCAACAGUUCACAUUUAGUGGCCAGGCCUCAGAGAAUGUCAGAAGCAGAAGUACUCAAGGACUUGGAAGUGCUGCUUCGUUCAGUGACGAUGAGGAUGCUACUGUAUUCCCCGGCUCUAUGUCUACCAAGAAGGGCAAACAGUCACAGUCUUCGAAGCCCCCUCGUAAUAGUUCGGAAGCUGGUAAGACUACCGGAAGAGGAAGAGGAAGGGGAAGAGGAAGAGGCAGGGGUUCCGAUACAUUAAAGCAGACUACUUUAGAAGCAACUAUGGGUCUUCGCCCUUCACAAAGAUCUGCGUCAGCUGCUGCGUCAGCUUCAUUUCGGAGUUUGGAUGACGAGGAUGAAGUGGAUUCAGAUUCAAACGACGAAACUGCUAAACUUGACGUUAACGACAUUGCUGAGAGCUCGGAUGAUGGUGAUACUAUCGGGAAUAGCAGAAAAAGAGCUGCUCCAAGAGGAAGGGGUAGGGGUAGGGGUUCUACCACAGCCUCUAAAAGGGGGAAGAAAACAGAUAGUUCUUCUUCUUCUUCACUUCAUAGGUUGCUCUCAAGUAGAGAUGAUGACGAUGAAGAUGAUGACAUGGCGAAGAAACUUAAUAAAUCUCAACCUCGGGUGACAAGAAAUUACGGAGCAUUAAGAAAAUAGGUGCUGUUUGAGGUAUCGUUCCUCCUUGGUUAUGUAAUACAACAAUGGGCGCUCGUUAACUGUUGCUUUUGAAAGCUCACUGACAUUUUGGUUAUGUUUACUAUCAAUUAGGUAAGGUUUAUUGCAAUUAAACGUAUUUAGAUAAACGUUUACGGGAAUCGAGUAAAAAAGUAUUGUGGUUCGACAAAACAGUUCGUCCGAGUUUAAAUUCACGGAAACCUGCAAAUGAACAAAUAUGUUUUUAUAGCGUCUUUUACAUAGAUUAAACUU